Molecule: messenger RNA, 705 nt
Organism: Ostertagia ostertagi
Lineage: Eukaryota; Metazoa; Nematoda; Chromadorea; Rhabditida; Trichostrongylidae
Source: the annotation of a GenBank genome assembly
UAUUUUGCAGGUAGCGUUGCACGUGGGACAGGCCUUGGCCUUACGAUACAUUCGGUCAGUGGAGACGAUGCUGGCAAGUACCACUGCGUUGUUACUCGAUUCGCCAAACAACCGACCAGACCUGAGACAGGACCGCCCAUACGGCUGAUCGUGAACGCCUCUCCGAUUUUGUUAUCACCAGCCGAUCAUCAAGUAAAUUAUGGCAGCAUUGGCGAUUCUCUAUCGAUAGAGUGCAGAGCGGAUGGGGUUCCACCGCCGGAGAUCACUUGGACCAAGAAUGACAAAAUCGUCAGCACGGGGCCGCAGCUCCAAAUAGACAAGUUAGAGCAACAACAUGAGGGAGUCUACACCUGCCUAGCUGUGAAUGUGGAAGGACGAGCCGCGUCACAUUUCGAGUUAAAGUUCUCAAAAAAACCUUCAUUUGAUUUCGUGCCUUCGAACAAGACCGUCGUCGAGGGUUCAAACGUAUUUUGGCGCUGCCACGUCGAUGCUCCACCCUCUGGCAUACAGUACUCAUGGAUGUUCCGGGACCGACCCAUUAAGACCACGGAGACGGGAUUGCGGUCAGAAAUUAAGGACGGUGACUUAUCCCUGCGUGAUGUGCGGAAGCAUGACGGAGGCUGGUAUGUGUGCAUGGCCUCGAAUCCAUCUGGAGAGCAAUCGCAAGCGUCGGCUUUCCUUGAUGUAUUAUGUGAGUUUUUCUAG